Ylistrum balloti is the source of this 626-nucleotide messenger RNA. Its product is annotated as 2-amino-1-hydroxyethylphosphonate dioxygenase (glycine-forming)-like. The record is from RefSeq and is a predicted model, not a curated record. The coding region runs from base 32 to 610 and encodes 192 amino acids. The transcript is spliced from 3 exons. Lineage: Eukaryota; Metazoa; Mollusca; Bivalvia; Pectinida; Pectinidae.
CGCUGAUCUCCUGAAUCUUGGUCGGAGAAGAAUGGAUGUUGAUGACAGAGUGAAUGCAGUUUUCUUUCUGUAUGAGCGUCAUGGCAGUGGUGACUAUAUCGGUGAGCCAGUCAGUUUGGUUGAACACAUGACUCAGUGUGCCAUACUAGCAGAACAAGAUGGUCAACCUGCAGAGGUAGUACUGGCAGCCUUCUUCCAUGAUGUCGGUCACCUGAUAGGAAUGGAGAAGGGACUUGAGAAGAUGGUAACAUCCGGUACCAAUCUUGGGGCCAAGGACCAUGAUGUCCUUGGAGGCCAGUUCCUGCGCGAGCUUGGCUUUCCCGACAAAGUCUGUAACCUAGUUCAGGGACACGUACAGGCAAAACGCUAUCUGGUGUGGAAAAACAAGGAAUAUUACAACAAUUUGAGUCCUGCCAGUAGACUGACGCUUGAGCACCAGGGGGGACGGAUGAGUGACGAGGAAGCCAGAGCUUUCGAGAACAAUCCACUGUUUGAUAUUAUCUUACGCAUGCGUACCUGGGACGAGAAGGGAAAGAGUGUUGAUGUUUCAAAUGUACAUAUAGAUAAAUAUCGAAAGCUUUGCACGGAAUAUUUGAGGAAUAUUCAAUAAAUAUGCCUUGACGAAA